Yarrowia lipolytica CLIB122 is the source of this 2061-nucleotide messenger RNA. RefSeq lists its product as uncharacterized. Gene Ontology annotation, molecular function: DNA-binding transcription factor activity, RNA polymerase II-specific; zinc ion binding; transcription cis-regulatory region binding. The record is from RefSeq and is a predicted model, not a curated record. Gene Ontology annotation, cellular component: nucleus. Lineage: Eukaryota; Fungi; Ascomycota; Dipodascomycetes; Dipodascales. Gene Ontology annotation, biological process: regulation of DNA-templated transcription.
AUGCCGAAAUCAAUCUCCGAUGCCAGCUUUCACGACCUUCACGACCCUCACGGCCUCCUCCUCUACCACAUGAGUCGCACCAAGGUCUUCAAGAACGGCCGGCGAAGCUGCUUCCGAUGCCGCCGCAUGAAAGUGCGCUGCACCUUCGACACCGGCGAGGUCUGUACCCGCUGUGCAAAGUCCAACACGCGCUGCUUCUUUGAACAUGAAGUUGCGCCCGUCAGAAACUCACAACGACAAUGGCCGCCCCAGGAACAAACGGAUAAGGCGCGCGCCCGCCAGAUGGCCAUUCUCGACAAACCGCCGUCUGGCAUCUUCCUCAGAGCCUUCCGAGAACCGUCUCAUAGCUUACAGAUCGAGCGAGUCCGUGCCCUGUACAACGAGACGGCUGCACUGCUGGAACAGGUCAGCGGUGGCAAAAUCACCCACCCGGGGCUGUUUGAUCCUAACCCAGAAAGCCCCGGAUCAAUUUCAGCUCUCCACAACAACUGUAACGUCCUCAAAGACCUGUUUACUCUCGGACACACCUCCUACGACCAGUGCCGAGAACUGUUUCAUGCAUACACCCCAAAGUUCUGGGGACUGCGGUUCUACGAUCUCUCACGAGACUUUGACACGGCGCUCGAACGAUACCCUUUGACUCUACUUGGAGCUCUAGUGAUUUUGUGUAACCCCAAGGCGGCUGCUUCUCCCUCUUCAGAAGUGGCCCACUACUACAGACAGUUACAACGGACUCUGGGACACCAUUUUCGGGUGGCGAUUUCACGCCGAGUAAUUGUAGCCGAGCAUAUUGAUGCGGAUAUCAUCAACUCCGUGUCUCUGGUGUUGGCAUGGCAUACUCACAUGUUUGAAGAGACUUCUAGUCCAGCCACUGGACACAUGAUCAUGUCGAUUUUCAACCACUGUAUGGCUGCGGCUGCCGAAAUGGGCACGCUCAAGACAGAGGAGACGCCGCUCAAGGGCCCACCUUCGACGUUUGCCCAUCCUGGCUCUGAAGGACAGUUUUCACCGGUACGGGCCAACCCUCGAGCAUUUUUGCAUUCCUUCCUCAUGAGCACCGUUUGCGGCAUCAGUUUUCCACGAUAUCGCAUUUACUCGUGGUCUGUACAGCUAGGUAACUGUUUGGCCUUUCUUUCUGGCCCUGACGCUUCUUUAGAGGAUAUUCUAGUCUGUCACGUUGCUAGAGUGGUUGCUAUUGGACGCGAAACAGUAUCGGUUCUGGGAGAAGGCCAAAAGUCGCUCGGACAGCCCAAGCCGCUGUUCCAAGCACCAGUGGCGCCCGAAGCAGUAAUUGUCACAGUCGAAACCAUGGAAGCCAAACUCAAGGCACAGGUCAACAACUUCCAGUCGCAUCCGCAGUACCGAUCGUGCGCCCCUGACGUGAUGAUGGCCGCGGACUUUGUGGAAAAAUCCAUGCUUCUGAGUCUUUACGAAGACGCUGUGGAUUUGAUAUACACCAGCAAACUCGAAAACACGGGCCCCUUGGAAACCAUCAUCCUCAAGACGGCCCGUGUAACCGACCAGAUCAUCAAUUUGUACGAGGCUGUGGUCCAGGCUGAACCCCUGGUCUCUUCCUAUUAUACCUACAAGAUUCUGUCCAUUUUCAUGGGCUAUGUCAAGGUGGAGUACUACACAAAGACGCUGCUUUACAACAAGUUGUACAACAAGGCGCAGGGCGACUUCCCACCCAUCUGCCAGUCGCAAUUGCACUCGUACAUGGGCCGUCUGGAGCGUGCUUAUGCCGUUUUACAGCCCUUCACCCUGUCUCCUAAGCAGACCAUGGCCAUAGAGAAAGUCAAGGCGUAUUUGGCCUUCUACGACACACAUGGGUUCCCUAGCGAGGUGGGCGAUGUCAAUGCGAAGGACAAUGCUUCUGUAUCUCAUCAUCCUAUUUCCAGUGUGGUUUCAGGUGCCAAAACGAAGACUAUGGAUGGAGAGGGGAUUGGCAAUGGGCACGGCUCAGGGGCCCCCGGCUUGCCCUCGGGGGCUCUUCAAGGCAGCGAUUGGAUUCCGUUUGUGGACGGCGAGAAGCGGGACUCCACGAUUCUCGGUUAUUUGUAG